Messenger RNA from Pelobates cultripes (western spadefoot toad), 555 nucleotides. Lineage: Eukaryota; Metazoa; Chordata; Amphibia; Anura; Pelobatidae. The record is from the annotation of a GenBank genome assembly.
AUGGCAGAACGCACAAGCAACUUCACAACCGAGGCCUACCUAGCAGCCUCUCAAGCAUGGUUGAAUCUGAUAUUUGACAAAUUUUGGGCACAAUUGGCAGCACGGCAGAUGGUCACACCACAACCCGUCCAACAUACAGCCGAACCUGAGAAAUCACAGACUUACCUACACAGCCCUGCCAAGCGCCCAAAACCGCCAAGCACCCAGAUAAACCUGUGGCGCUCCCGCAAAAAGCUACAAAAGCUGAAAAUACAUACGCCUGUCUCCCCAUGGAGGCUUGCAAAACCCGGGGGAAAGCACAUGGCGGUGAAUAGCACAGACAAGGGCCAAGCUAACGGGACUCUAACACCCACAACGCACAAGAUGGCAGACCUAUGUGCAGGAGCACCACGAGGCACUCAGGCGCAGUACAGCCUCACACCCUCAAGAAAGGUACAGACCCGCAAGACACCUACCCAUUGCAGAGCAAACCACGACCUCCCCACAGACUGGGCAUCGGAUGAACGGGUGAGAAGCCGCGGACGGUCUUUUGGCAUGUCCCAGCAAGGACGCUGA